Aspergillus versicolor CBS 583.65 is the source of this 1623-nucleotide messenger RNA. RefSeq lists its product as uncharacterized. The record is from RefSeq and is a predicted model, not a curated record. Lineage: Eukaryota; Fungi; Ascomycota; Eurotiomycetes; Eurotiales; Aspergillaceae. The transcript is spliced from 3 exons. Bases 1 to 1623 code for a protein of 540 amino acids.
AUGAAGUCCAUUUGGUUGCAGCUAUUGUGUGCCAGUCUCGUGCACUCAGUGCAAUUAAGCCACCAUGCACAGACCCUCUUCGACGAGUCAAUGACGCUGCAGGACGCCAUCUACGAUCCGUCGGCCUCGUACUUGCGUUACUUUUACUUUCCACUCGCUGCUGGUCCGCACGAGACCCGGUCGUCCAUCUGGUACUCGGUGGGAUUGCUGCAGCGCAACCUCGACAACGACGCCGAUGAGGCUGUAAAGAUACUCAAGAAUGUCAUUGGCGAUCAGGAAAAGAAUAAAUCAGCCCAGUGGUACGGCGACUAUACCAAGUAUCCUGAGGAACCAACAGUGGGCAGUCCGGCGUACCCUGCAGAGAUAUACGGUUCCUGGGAUCCCAACUGGCGGGGCUUUAUUGGUACUGCCUUGAUAAUUAUUUAUGAGGAGUUCCGGAGGCUCUUGCCUGUAGACCUGCAGGACUUGAUACUCGAAAGCCUGCAUAAUAAUACAAUAGGUGACAGCUACCGUGUCGGAGGAGUCGAUGGUGACAACCUCUAUCCAGGGUAUUCCAAUGCCUGGUUAAUGAGAACUGUGGUCGGCUCAUGGACCGGGAGGAAAUUGAACGAUGCCAACAUGACUGCUGCUGGAGAGGCAGAUGCAGUCGACUUCCUGGAUCUGUUUGACCGUAACCACACCCUCUCUGAGUUCAACGGCCCAACUUAUGCCGGAGUAUCCAUAUCCGCGCUCACAAUCGCGGCGAAAUAUCUGGGAUCUACGAACUCGACCAUCGGACGGAAUGCAGCCCGCGUUAUUCGGCAGAUAUGGGAAUACGAGUCUCAGCUCUGGAACCCGAGCAUGCGGAACGUCGCUGGUCCGUGGGAUCGCACGUACGGCUACGAUAUGAACCAUUAUGUGUCAAUCUUGUCAAUCUGGAUGUGGACGCUCAUCGGAAAGGAGAACGUGUGGACGAAUACAUCUCCGAUCUGGACUAUGACCCAUGCUGAUGACUUUGAGGUUGCGCCAGUAAUCGCUGUAUUGUCCGAUUUCCACAAAACGCUCAUUCCAGACAAGAUACUUUCGAAGCUCAGCUCAUUUGCUGGAGAUCAUAUGUAUACAGGACAUGCUUACGCGCCUCCAGCGGACCUUGAACCGCGCAAUAUCACCACGUGGGUGUCAUCGAAUAUCUCCAUCGGCACACAGUCUUUCAAUCAGAGUGUCAUCGGGGGAUUUUCUGAGGACUCAAGCUCGUUCAGUCCGGCCGUUGUUCAAUGGACACGAUCUGACGAGUCCGUCGGAUACUUGAGCUUGUAUCCCACCGAGACUGCAUUGAAAGCUGAUGUAGCUCCGUACGCUCUUAACCUCAGCUACCCGCUUGGAAACUCUUCGAGUACAUUUACGUUUGCGCUCGCGGCCAACCCGCUGGGGAAAGGCCGAGAUAUCACUGGCUUCGACGAUGUGGAUGGCGUCAAGAUCGAGGUUGUUGGUGGCACUGUCGACCCGACUCCCCGGAUAUCGUUCUGCGGCUUAUUGGGGGGUGCCUGCGAGCCUAUUCAUAACUUUGAAUUCUGGAAUAUUACAUUUGUUAUGCCGCCGGGUAGCUCUGAGGUCCCCGAAGUCCAGUUCAGAUUUGAGCAAUAG